Radiomyces spectabilis is the source of this 1277-nucleotide messenger RNA. RefSeq names its product PITH domain-containing protein. NCBI's taxonomy places the organism in Eukaryota, Fungi, Mucoromycota, Mucoromycetes, Mucorales, Radiomycetaceae. The transcript is spliced from 9 exons. The record is from RefSeq and is a predicted model, not a curated record. The coding region runs from base 178 to 1050 and encodes 290 amino acids.
GUUAAGUUGUAUAUGAAGAAAUGGCCGAAAAUACAUGGAAACAAGCACAGCAUGGAAGUGAGCAAAAGUGAUGAUGAAAAUAUUGACUGGGGCGGCAUUUGAAAUCGUUGGGCGGACGACGCUCAAGGAGAGACGAGGCGUUUUGACCACUCGUUUCUCUUUGACUUUUUAUCCAUCAUGUCGUUUUCUAAGCAACCCAAAACCCCCGCCGAAUUCCAAGAGUUGCUGGCUUCUACUCAGAAGCUUAUUGUCGUUGACUUUUAUGCCGAUUGGUGCGGUCCCUGCCGAGUGAUUGCACCUUUCAUUACCCAAUUGGCUUCAAAAUAUCCUGAUGUCAUGUUUAUCAAGAUCAAUACCGACCAAGCAAGGGAAGUGGCCAGCCAAUGCGGAAUUUCUGCCAUGCCCACCUUCCAGUUUUACUUGCGCGGCAACAAGAUUGACGAAAUGAAGGGAGCUAAUCCUCCCCAGCUGGAGCAACUCGUCAAGAAACACAGUGGAUCAACUGAAUCAUCCUCCAGUGGCAGCGGUAGUGGCAGCAAUACUACUUUUGCUGCUGCUCCUGGACACAGUGACUUGACGGAAUACAUCACCCCCAAUCAAAUGGAUGCCUUGAAUCAGCAAGAAGAGCAUGGCGUCAGAAAUAUCUUUAAAGCGGACGAAUCGUAUUUGGAAAGUGAUGUCGAUGAGCAGCUGAUUAUCAGUAUCCCUUUCAAUCAACCUGUCAAGUUGCACUCGUUGAAGAUCAAGGUGGCGAACAAAAACCAAGCGCCCAAGACGAUCAAAUUGUACGCUAAUCGUCAAAAUCUUGGUUUUGAGGAUACCGAUACAAUCAAAGAGACUCAAACUCUGGAAUUACAACCCAAAGAUUUUGAAGACGAUGCUAUUAUUAACUUGAGAUUCGUCAAAUUCCAAAACAUCACAAACUUGGUGUUAUUCAUUGCUGACAACCAAGAAGAUGAGGAAACCACUCAGAUUCAGCAACUCAUUUUGAUCGGAUCUCCCGUCGAGGCUACCAACAUGAAAGAUUUGAAGAAAGUAGGCGAAGAAUAAACCCAAUAGACACCUUUUCUGUCUUUUGAGUUCGUUAGAGUCGGAAUAUGAAAGAAAGAGCUAAGGCAUGUGACAAUGAUUCAUCCUAUGCGUACACUCAUCCGCAGCCCAAAGGAUGAUUUGUUGAAAAAGAGUAAAUAUUGGUGUGUGUGUGUGUGUGUGUGAGUGAGUGAGUGAUUUAAUAUAUGUAUAAGUAGUAGAGGGGCGAGUUUUACUGUACAAUCACA